CAAACACACCGUUAAGUGUCAGAAAGGGUAGACUCGGAAACAAAAGGAGAGUCAACAAAAGCAAAGGCCGAUAAGCGCAAAAAAAUAAAUUGCUACCAAAACAAAAUCAGCAGAACAUUUUCACAAACUGAUCAAUCCGCAGCUGCUUUAUAGCCACCAAAAAGAUGAAUACUAGAGGACGAGUAAAAUGGGAUGAGGAUAAUCUGGGGGAGAUCGAAGCAAAUAAGCCUGAGAGGCAGAAAAUCACUGAACCCAAGACCCCGUAUCACCCCAUGAUUGAUGUUGAUGAUGAUUCUCUUUCUCCAAGGAGGGGCAGCAGCUUUAAUGAGGUUGCUGAGGAUACAAUGCGUGCAGAAGAGUUGAGGACUGCAUUGGAUAUCAUGGCUUCCUCAAGUAGAAACCCAUCUAGAAGAUCUAGUGGCUGGACCUCCUCCGAGGACGAGGUUGAUCCUAUGGAACAAGAUGAAGAAGAUUCUGAAACGGAUAGGAGUUCAAAUUUUAGGGAGCACAGACGAGCACAUUAUGAUGAGUUCCGGAAAGUGAAGGAACUAAGGCGGAAGGGUUCUUUUUUGGAGGAUGAAGAAGAAAAUGGUGAUGGUGUGAGGGAUAUAGAAAUUGAAGGUGCUGCAACUUCGCAUCAAAAUUCUUCACCUCCAGCUAAUGGGGUUUAGAGGCUCUUAAACCAAACCGACGCUUGAGAAACUGACUGUUUUGGUGCUUUUAUGGUAUUUUGUUCUAAAACAAGAUGUAUCGCACCUGAUUUAUGUGUUUUCAUGCAAUGCUGUUCAAAUCA
Messenger RNA from Populus trichocarpa (black cottonwood), 793 nucleotides. Its product is annotated as protein phosphatase inhibitor 2. Gene Ontology annotation, molecular function: protein phosphatase inhibitor activity. Gene Ontology annotation, biological process: regulation of signal transduction. Bases 165 to 671 code for a protein of 168 amino acids. Lineage: Eukaryota; Viridiplantae; Streptophyta; Magnoliopsida; Malpighiales; Salicaceae. The transcript is spliced from 5 exons. The record is from RefSeq and is a predicted model, not a curated record.